Molecule: messenger RNA, 1497 nt
Organism: Bacidia gigantensis
Lineage: Eukaryota; Fungi; Ascomycota; Lecanoromycetes; Lecanorales; Ramalinaceae
Exons: 4
Coding region: 1-1497 (498 amino acids)
Biological process (GO): protein phosphorylation
Molecular function (GO): ATP binding; protein serine/threonine kinase activity
Source: RefSeq, a predicted model, not a curated record
AUGGACACAGAAGGAGAAAUAUAUUCCAACGAGCUUCCUGUAUUUCAUAAAGAGCGUUGGGAACUUGAGUUCUGCAAGAGCCUUAUGCGAGAGCUCAAGAAAUCAAGGCAUGCACCCAUCGUGAGGCCUAUCACGAGUCUCCGCACAAACAAAAGCACUGCAUAUCUUGAUUUGGCUGGCGUAGAGAAAAAGCUCUUGAAUGGACAGUAUUCGACGGCCAGAGAGUUCACUAUGGACAUUGAUUGUUUAGAACAGGCGGCAGGCUCACUUGAGGACGGAAGCAUAUCCAGUGCAGAUUACGCGGCUUGGAGAUCAUUCAGAGCCCUCUUCGAUAGCGAAUAUAUCAAGAUGAAAGAUUGGAUUCGUGACAACGAACUUCGAAUACUUGGGAAGCUACAGAUGAAGCAGGGUGAAAGUGAGGAUGUAGCUUCUCAGCAGGCAACGGCCCAGAGAAACUUUAAACGCCUAGAACUGGGUGACUUCGAUUUCUUGGCCACAAUCGGCAAGGGGAAUUAUGCGAAGAUCAUGCUAGCUGAAUUUAAAUCUAGUAAGAAGCUGUGUGCUGUGAAAGUCUUGAAGAAAGAUUUUCUUGUAGAGAAUGAUGAGGUAGCAAGCAUAAGUACGGAAAAGCAGGUGCUCAUUAGGGCACGCGAACAAGCGCAUCCCUUUAUCGCCAUGCUCUACGGUACCUUCCAAACAGAAACGAGAGUGUAUUUUGUGAUGGAGUACCUUGGUGGGGAGAUCUCAUGGAAUCUAUCAAUGAGGCUCAAUUUGGUGUUAGAAGAGGAGUUUAGGUUUUACGCUGCUGAAGUCUGUCACGCCAUUCAGUGGCUACACAGUGAACAGAUCUUGUAUCGUGAUCUAAAGCUAGAUAACAUCUUACUCGCCCCGGAUGGUCAUAUAAAGCUUUUAGACUUUGGACUCUGCAAGGUGGGAGAAUCAGUGCUGCAUGGCACUUCAACCUUCUGUGGCUCGCCCGAGUUCAUGGCUCCAGAGAUUCUCCUUGACAAGAAGUACGGCUUACCUGUUGACUGGUGGGCUUUUGGGGUGAUGAUUUAUCAGCUACUUCUCCGGCAGUCGCCAUUUCAGGGGGAGAAUGAGGACGAAAUCUAUGAUGCGAUACUCGCUGACGAACCACUCUAUCCAAUUCAUAUGCCAAGAGAAGCCGUAGCCAUUAUACAAAAACUGCUGACUCGCGAACCAGGACAAAGACUGGGCUCUAGUAGAGGCGCACUAGAAGUGAUGGAGCAACCUUUCUUCAAAGAAAUCGAUUGGGAGAAGCUCUACAGAAAAGAGAUCCCUCCUCCUUUUGUCCCAGAUGUCACCAGUACAGACUCCGUGGCCAAUUUUGAUCCAGAGUUUACCAAAGAUGCCCCCAGAUUGACUCCUGUUCAAAGCAUGAGAGACAUGACACAGGAAGUACCAUCAACAAAUAGCAUGCAGGAUAUUCCUGCGGCCUAUGACGCCUACUAUGACUCAGACCCUCAAGCGCUAUAA